Stylophora pistillata is the source of this 939-nucleotide messenger RNA. RefSeq names its product melanocyte-stimulating hormone receptor-like. Gene Ontology annotation, cellular component: membrane. NCBI's taxonomy places the organism in Eukaryota, Metazoa, Cnidaria, Anthozoa, Scleractinia, Pocilloporidae. Gene Ontology annotation, molecular function: G protein-coupled receptor activity. Gene Ontology annotation, biological process: G protein-coupled receptor signaling pathway. The record is from RefSeq and is a predicted model, not a curated record.
AUGGCGGCAGCAAAUAUAACGGAAAGUGGAACACAAACGAAAACAUUUGAAAGAUCGGACUGCUCCCCCUUUUGGGUAGGUGAAUUAAAACAACAGUCCAUUUCAUUCACAGCAGUCAACAUUUUCCUCUCCAUCACAGCAUUUCUUGGGAAUUCUCUCAUCCUUGUUGCCCUUCGUAAGGAAUCUUCCCUACAUCCGCCAUCUAAACUCUUGUAUCGUUGUCUGGCCAUAACCGAUCUGUUAGUUGGUCUGGUUACUCAGCCUCUUUAUGCCACUUAUUGGAUGGCUGUGGUUCAUGAACACUGGAGUAUUUGUCAAUACUCAUUUAAAGCCACCGGCGUGACAGGUUUUGCGUUAUGUUCAGUUUCUCUGUCGACAAUCACGGCCAUAAGCGUGGACAGACUUCUCGCCAUGCUGUUGGGACUCAGAUACAAAGAGACUGUGACUUUGAGGCGAACGUAUGUCAUUUUAGCUAUCAUUUGGGUUUUAUCUCUAGUCGCUGGUUCACUUUAUCAUUUCAAUCACUCUUUACUCCUUUGGUGCGGCUUUAUAUUUGCACCAUCUUGCCUGGUUAUCUCAAUCGCCUCGUACACAAAGAUUUUCCGCGCUCUCAGUCGUCAUCAGGCUCAAGUGCAAGAUCAUGCUCAACAACAGCCGAGCCAAACAAAUGCACUGAAUAUGGCGCGAAACAGAAAGGCUGUGUACAGUGCACUGUGGGUGCUGUUGGCAUUAGUUUUCUGUUAUGUACCAAAUGUCACAGUGGAUAUUUUACUCACUUUUAGAAAAAAUGGAUCUCCGAAUUUCAUUAUAGUCAAGGGAAUGGCAGUUGUCAUAGCUUUCUUUAACUCCACAUUAAACCCGUUCCUUUACUGCUGGAGGAAUAACGAGGUGAGCAAAGCAGUAAAGCAGACAAUCAGGCAAGCAGUCUUCUUCGCAUAG